UCAUCAUCAUGGCCAUUCGUGACGUCUAUAUUGCCUCUGUCUGCCGCACUCCCCUUGGUGGCUUCAAUGGCUCUCUUGCCUCUUUGUCUGCUACCAAGCUCGGCUCCAUUGCUAUUGCUGACGCUAUCAAGAAGGUUAACUUGCCUAUCGAUGCUGUUGAGGAAGUAAUCUUUGGCUGUGUUUUGUCUGCUGGACUUGGCCAAAACCCCGCUCGUCAGGCUGCCCUUGGUGCUGGUUUGAAGGAAGAGACCAUUGCCACCACUGUUAACAAGGUGUGCGCUUCUGCCAUGAAGGCUGUCAUGAUGGGUGCUCAGUCAAUUGCACUUGGCAAUGCCGAUGUGAUUGUUGCUGGUGGUAUGGAGUCCAUGAGCAAUGUUCCUUACUAUUUGCCCAAGCAGCGCUUCGGUGCCACUUACGGAAAUGCCGAAGUUGUUGAUGGUAUUGUCAAGGAUGGUCUCACCGAUGUGUACAACGCCUACUUGAUGGGUGUCGCUGCCGAGGAGUGUGCCACUGAGUAUAAGAUCACCCGUGAGCAGCAAGAUGACUUUGCCAUCGAGUCUUACAAGCGUGCCCAGGCUGCAUUUGCUCAGGGCAACUACAAGGAUGAAAUCGUCCCUGUGACUGUUUCUGGCGGUCGUGGCAAGCCCGAUCGUGUGGUUGUUCAGGAUGACGAGGUUGCUAAGCUCAACGAGGAGAAGCUCCGUGCCGUCCGUCCCGCAUUCGUACCCAAGGAUGGUACCGUCACUGCCCCCAACUCCUCCCCUCUUUCUGACGGUGCUGCUGCUAUCGUCUUGGUCUCUAAGGAUGCUGCCGAGAAGUACGGUUUGACCCUUAUUGCCAAGAUCUCUGGCUGGGCUGAUGCUGCUCAGGCACCUGCCCGCUUCACCACAUCCCCCUCCCUUGCUAUUCCCAAGGCUAUCAAGCACGCUGGUCUCAAGGAGUCUGAUAUUUCUUUCUACGAGAUCAACGAGGCUUUCUCCGUUGUCGCAUGUGCCAAUGCCAAGAUCCUCGGUCUCCCUGCUGACAAAGUCAACGUUUGGGGUGGUGCUGUUGCUAUGGGUCAUCCUCUUGGAUGUUCCGGUGCUAGAGUUAUUGUGACCCUUACCUCUGUCCUCAAGCAGAAGGGUGGCAAGUAUGGUGUUGCUGGUAUCUGCAACGGUGGUGGAGGAGCUUCCGCAAUUGUUAUUGAGCGCCUGUAAAAUAAAUAAAUAAAUAAUAACAAUAUAUAUAUAUAUAUAUAAUCCAAAGUCAUUGUACUUUUGGCAGAAACUUGUAGUGCAAACUAAUUUUUUUUAGAAAACCAAAAGUGGCCAUACAAUGUUCACAUUCCCAAUAAAAAUUAAGUAUUAAUAAUAAUAAGUAGCAGCAU
This is a messenger RNA of Phycomyces blakesleeanus NRRL 1555(-), 1369 nucleotides long. RefSeq lists its product as hypothetical. Gene Ontology annotation, biological process: fatty acid beta-oxidation. Gene Ontology annotation, molecular function: acetyl-CoA C-acetyltransferase activity. NCBI's taxonomy places the organism in Eukaryota, Fungi, Mucoromycota, Mucoromycetes, Mucorales, Phycomycetaceae. The coding region runs from base 9 to 1199 and encodes 396 amino acids. The transcript has 5 exons. The record is from RefSeq and is a predicted model, not a curated record.